ACAUCAAUUUUGCUAACGUCAGUGCCGCAACACCAGCUACUCAACGCAAGAAAGCUUUCAUGAAUUAACUUGAUUUCUGUUUCUGAUUUACUGGCGUGCAUCUAAGUUAAAUCAAAAUUGGUGAUAGUAAUUAAAAAUUAGCAAUGAAAUACUUUUUAUUGCUAAGCUGCCUUCUAUUUCUAUCAGGAUGGAGUUGGGCGCAGGCAGUAGACGAGGGCACUGCAGAGGUGACGGUGGACGCUGACCUCGGCGCGUCGCGGGAAGGGUCACGCACAGAUGCGGAGGCGGUGCUGCGCGAGGAGGAGGCGAUCUCGCCGGACGGGCUGAGCGUGGCGCAGCAGCGGGAGCUCAAGGCCAAGGCGCAGAACUACACCUUCCAGACCGAGGUCAACCGCAUGAUGAAGCUCAUCAUCAACUCGCUCUACAGGAACAAGGAGAUCUUCCUCCGCGAGCUGAUCUCGAACGGGUCCGACGCCCUGGACAAGAUCCGGCUGCUGUCGCUGACGGACCGCUCGGUGCUGGAGGCGGAGCCCGAGCUGGCCGUGCGCAUCAAGGCGGACCCCGAGCGCCGCCAGCUGCACAUCAUGGACUCCGGCGUCGGCAUGACGCGCCACGACCUCGUCAACAAUCUCGGCACCAUCGCCAAGUCCGGCACGGCCGACUUUCUCGCCAAGAUGCAGGACGCUGAAAAGACGGGUGCGCAGGAGAUGAACGACAUGAUUGGGCAGUUCGGCGUGGGCUUCUACUCGGCGUUCCUGGUGGCGGACAAGGUGACGGUGGUGUCGAAGCACAACGCCGACCGCCAGCACGUGUGGGAGUCCGACGCCAACUCCUUCAGCGUGGCCGAGGAUCCCCGCGGCGACACCAUGACGCGGGGCACACACAUCACGCUGCACAUGAAGGAGGAGGCGGUGGACUUCCUGCAGGCCGACACGAUCCGCGCGCUCGUCAAGAAGUACUCGCAGUUCAUCAACUUCCCCAUCUACUUGUGGGCUUCCCACACAGAGACUGUUGAAGAGGAAGAGGCGGACGAGACAGACAAAGCGGACGCAGACGAGGACGCCCAGGUGGAGGAUGCGGACGAGAAGAAGGAGGCCAAGAAGACUGAGAAGACCGUGUGGGACUGGGAGAUCAUGAACGACAACAAGCCCAUCUGGAGCAGGAAGCCCAGCGAGGUGGCGGAGGAGGAGUACGUGUCGUUCUACAAGAGCCUGACCAAGGACGGCGCGGCGCCGCUGGCGCACGCGCACUUCGUGGCGGAGGGCGAGGUGACGUUCCGCGCGCUGCUGUUCGUGCCGCGCGUGCAGCCCGCCGACAGCUUCAACCGCUACGGCACCAAGACCGACCACAUCAAGCUGUUCGUGCGCCGCGUCUUCAUCACCGACGAGUUCAACGACCUCAUGCCCAACUACCUCUCCUUCAUACAGGGCAUCGUGGACAGCGACGACUUGCCGCUCAACGUGAGUCGAGAGACGCUGCAGCAACACAAGCUGAUCAAGAUCAUCAAGAAGAAACUCGUCAGGAAGGCACUGGACAUGCUAAAGAAGAUUCCGGACGACGAGUACUCGCAUUUCUGGAAGGAGUACUCCACCAACAUAAAGCUGGGCGUGAUGGAGGACCCCAGCAACCGCUCGCGGCUGGCCAAGCUGCUGCGCUUCCACUCGUCGCGCGGCGACGCCAUGACCUUCCUGCAGGACUACGUGGCGCGCAUGAAGCCCGGCCAGAGCCACAUCUACUACAUCGCCGGCGCCAGCCUUGCUGAGGUGAAGAAUUCCCCGUUCGCGGAGCGGCUGGUGUCGCGCGGGUACGAGGUGCUGUUCCUCACCGAGGCCGUGGACGAGUACUGCCUGUCCUCGCUGCCCGAGUACGACGGCAAGAAGUUCCAGAACAUCGCCAAGGAGGUGUUCGACCUGGAGGAGAGCUCGCAGCAGCGCGAGCGCCUGGAGGCGGACAAGAAGGAGUUCGAGCCGCUGACGGCGUGGCUGGCGCGGAAGCUGGCGGCCUGGGUGACGCGCUGCGCCGUGUCGCGGCGCCUGGCGCGCUCGCCCGCCGCGCUGGCCGCCACCGCCUUCGGCUGGACCGGCAACAUGGAGCGCCUGGCGCUCUCCAACGCGCAUCAGAAGGCGGACGACGCGCAGCGCAAGCACCACCUGUCGCAGAAGAAGAUGCUGGAGAUCAACCCGCGCCACCCGCUGCUGCUGGAGAUGCUGCAGCUGGUGCGCCGCGACCCCGACAGCCCGCUGCUGGCCGACGCCGCGCUCACGCUGUACCGCACGGCCGCGCUCAGGUCGGGCUACAUGCUGCAGGAGGGGCAGGCGAUGGAGUUCGCGGACAGCGUGGAGCGCAUGCUGCAGCAGGCGCUGGGGCUGCCGCCCGACGCCGCGCCGCUGCCCGACGACGACAGCGCCGGCGACGACGACGGCGGCGACGCGGAGGAACUCAAGGCCGAAGAGCACGAGGAGCUGUAGGCUGCGGCAGCAUGUGUGUGUAAACUGUGGAGAAAGUGUGCGUGAACACAGACUGGUUGCAUUUAUUUUAUACUCGUUCCCGAGUGACGGUCGCCUAGUGAUGUAAAUAAAUAUUUAUUUUAUACGUC
Molecule: messenger RNA, 2596 nt
Organism: Amyelois transitella
Lineage: Eukaryota; Metazoa; Arthropoda; Insecta; Lepidoptera; Pyralidae
Gene: Gp93
Product: endoplasmin
Exons: 14
Coding region: 144-2468 (774 amino acids)
Biological process (GO): protein folding
Molecular function (GO): ATP-dependent protein folding chaperone; ATP binding; ATP hydrolysis activity
Source: RefSeq, a predicted model, not a curated record